Messenger RNA from Hydatigera taeniaeformis, 420 nucleotides. The record is from the annotation of a GenBank genome assembly. NCBI's taxonomy places the organism in Eukaryota, Metazoa, Platyhelminthes, Cestoda, Cyclophyllidea, Taeniidae.
AUGGCCUCUACUGUCUCCACACCGCAUCGAUCAAGCCUCUCCUUGGCUUACAGUCUUAAUCAUAGUCGCGGUGACCUUAAAGGGGAACGCAAGGUUAAGGCCCCGCGGCUCAGGGAUUGGAAUAGGCCAACCCGUACUAUCUCUGUUAGCACCAUCCCUCCAAUUGAUAGUGGAGCAUGGCAAAGGCUAACUAGGUUUCAGCGUCGCUUCUACGAGUGGCUCGUCUUUAUCUCCAUCCAAAAUCUGAAGACUGUAGAAGAGUUCUGGGUUCUGAAAAUGUGUGAAGGACCCCAGACCUCAGGAAACGUAGAUCAAGUACUAAUCAGGAAACUUAUUCUCGAUUCCACCGGAAUUGUGAGCAAUAAUGUGCCUCGCCUUUAUCUUUCCUAUUUUCUUGACAAUGUUGCCAAACUGUCUUAG